AUGUCACUGCUUUCUGAUCUUGUACACCUCCGCACCAUCGAGGUCAGCCCACACCCACGACGCUCAACGCCUCGAAUCUCCACAACGUGUUCAAGCGACAGCCGAUCAUCCCGCCGCACCGAUCGAGCACAGUGUGUGUCUUCCGGUCCGCUCCUACGCAAUAGUUGAGUGUCAGUACUCGAAGAUGUGGUUGUCAAAUGCAGUCUUGGGCAGCUCGUGCGCAGCAGCAUCAACUUCAGCAUGGAUCUCCUGAAGGAGCUUUGUCGGGCGCACACGUGGAAGGAUACUCCAGCAGGAACCCGCUUGCGAAAGAGCGAUUCCUACGAGUACUCGUCUGGUCGUGCGAUCCAAACUGUGAUGCUUGUUCAAAUGAGUAUGUCUUCAGAAGACAACAAGCCGCGACCCCCGUGACUCCGCCACGUCGACAUUGCUUCCCCGACCACAGAGCAUACGCAUCAAAACCUGUUGACGUGCUUCGAGCCUGACUGACGAGGAAGUCCAGAAGAAUCGCGAGAACGUCUCAGCGACUGACUAUAAACAAACGCUGCACAGACUUCCACCGCUGCAUCCCGAACCCGAAGAAGAAGAACCCGGUAAAGUGACAUCGCAUUUUGCGCCAGCAUCCGAUCAGUUCAAGACCGAGCACCGUUCUGAAUGGAAUGAUUACUUCACCGACGCUUGUUCCCGUCUCUUCUGCUGCCUGGUGUGCUCCGAGAGAGUCUUCGGGCAUAAAGUACGAUGGGUGCCUGAACACGACAUCAAGCGUGAGGAAUCAGGGAUUUGGAAGGUAUUAACCAACUCUACACUACGUACGGACCUCCGACCACCGACUUACGAUUCUUCAGCUUGGCGGGGCGCACUCAUCCAUCCCCGAGGUCUUCAGCGACCGAAAGAUUUAAUCGAUCAGAUCGCGUACUCGCCCAUGAACAACACGCUUCAGUGCUCACUCUGUCCAGACUGCUUCAAACGGUUGUUCCCUACCACAGGGCCACCGACUAAGCCCCCUCGGUCGUUGAGCAACGGAUUUUAUCGCGCACUGGAUCACGUCCCCGCUGAUGUCCGAGUAUGCUUCUCCAACGCGAGUCAGCUUGAGCACCUCUUCACUGCGCGCGCCAGAGCCUACAAGAGCGUGUACAAGCUAACUCGUUUCGGAGAUCCCAAAGUUCAACAAGAAUAUACGCGCAGAAACACCCUCAUCUUCAGCCAGAACACCGCUUCGUUCACCGAUGUACUGUCUAUGUUAGUCGAGGAACUCGCUGACAGUGUGUGCGUUCUAUUCUGCAGAGGGAACCCCAACCUUGCGGAGCUGGACAAGUGUCGACCCAUGAUCGUGAAGCAGAGUCGGAUCCAAAAGAUGCUCAGGUGGUUGAUCAACGAAAGCAAGAAUCCGGCGUACUCUGCCGUCUCCUUUUUUAAUGGCGAAAGACUUGCACAGCUCGCUCGACGCAAUUCUGGUGUGCUCAACUCUACCUCUCCAGCACCCACGGCGGUUUCAGCUUCCACUUCGGCUUCGGCUUCCGUCUCGGUUGCUCCCCAAGUGUCGGAUGGACAAACCUCGGAUGGAGACAGUCUCGUGCCCGACGCAGUUUUGGCGAAUGUGUUUACCGCAGAGACAGUGGAACCAACAUCAUCGCUCUUUGAAGGCUACGCAACAGCGCAUAACGACUCUGAUGAACCAGUAUUCGAACACGUCCAUGUGCCGCCACCCGCUACCGACGAACCAGUUCACUCGUGGAAGUUCUUUGAGAAAGCUCUCCGUUAUUUCAACCACUGCAAGACCAGCCCCUCCAUGUCAUUCCGACAGGCGACGACCCUUUGUGGGGAUCUUCGGAUGACUUCCUGCUCUCAAAGCUGCAGUGUGGCCACACCUCGAUCCAUUCGGUCUCGUCGGUGUCUGUGUCGAGCGCGACGUCAAGAUUUCUCUGGAGCAGCAAGUCAAACAUUGGCUCAAUCUAUACGACAGCGACUUUCGGUGCGACUCGUCUUUCCCGUUCAUCAUCUCGAACACUCUCCGCCGGCCGACGAGACGUGUUUCGCCACCUCGCUUUUCGGGUCCCCAAAGAAAAGGUGGCUCGAAUCGCAGCAGCACUGCUCAAAAUUUACCGCAUAUCGACCGUAUUCUGGCGUUUCGUCCAAGCACACACGUACUUCAACCAGGCGAGACAAGCCCCACACGCUCGCUUUCAGUUCGUGCCGCAUCGGAUCCGGGUACAUGCCAGGAACAAGCCCCUCUUCAUGCAAGUCACGCGUACAAUCAACUAA
Molecule: messenger RNA, 2262 nt
Organism: Microbotryum saponariae
Lineage: Eukaryota; Fungi; Basidiomycota; Microbotryomycetes; Microbotryales; Microbotryaceae
Source: the annotation of a GenBank genome assembly